GAUAGUAGAUACUAAGACCUAACAAUGGACGCUGACCUGUACGAUGAGUUUGGUAAUUAUGUCGGCCCUGAGUUAGACAGUGAUGAAGAAGGAGAUGAUAAUGAUAAUAUAGAUGAUGAUGAUGAUAAUGAUGACUUGGAAAGAGAGGAAGAUGAAGAUAUGGAACAAGAUGAUGAUGAUGGAAACGAGAUGCAGGUCGUUUUACAUGAAGAUAAAAAAUAUUAUCCUACCCCAGAGGAAAUUUACGGACCUGAAGUCGAGACCAUCGUCCAAGAAGAAGACACCCAGCCUCUCACGGAACCAAUCGUAGCACCUGUUAAAAUCAAGAAAUUCUCGAUGGCUGAACAAGAUCUACCUACUACCACUUACAAUAUGGAAUUUUUAGCUGAUUUGAUGGAUACCCCAGGUUUAAUCAGAAACGUGACUUUAUGUGGCCAUCUUCACCAUGGAAAGACGUCGUUUGUGGAUUGUUUAUUUGAACAGACUCACGUUGAUAUCGCUGGGAAAGAAGAAAAAGAUUUGAGAUACACCGAUAUUUUGUUUACAGAACAAGAGCGGGGAGUGAGUAUUAAAUCUACGCCAGUAACAGUUGUCAUGCAAGAUACUAAAAAUAAAUCUUUCUUAAUGAACGUCAUUGAUACACCAGGUCAUGUGAAUUUUUCUGAUGAAGUGACAGCAGCUUUAAGAAUUAGUGAUGGAGCUGUUGUAUUUGUGGAUGCUGCGGAAGGGGUGAUGUUGAAUACAGAAAGAUUAAUAAAACACGCUCUACAAGAGAAGGUGGCAGUGACUAUUUGUAUUAACAAGAUUGAUAGGUUAAUACUAGAGUUAAAAUUACCACCGACAGACGCGUAUUAUAAACUACGUCAUAUUCUAGACGAUAUCAACAGCAUCGUGAGUUUAUAUACAGAAGAUGAAGACGCUAGUUUGAUAUCUCCUAUCGUAGGCAACGUUUGUUUUGCCAGCUCAUAUUACAGAUUCUGUUUCACUCUGAAAUCAUUCGCUCAGAUUUAUUCAGACACUUACGGUGGUAUAAACGAAAAAGAGUUUGCUAGAAGAUUAUGGGGCGAUAUGUAUUUUAACAGUAAAACGAGGAAAUUCACGAAGAAGGCGCCUAGUAAUACAGCCCAGCGGAGUUUCGUCGAGUUUAUUUUGGAACCAUUAUAUAAGAUCUUCGCACAAAUUGUAGGAGAUGUUGAUACAUGUAUACCUCAAGUUUGUGAUGAGUUAGGAAUCCAUCUUGGUAAAGAAGAACAGAAGUUAAAUAUUAAACCAUUACUACGAUUAGUUUGUAGUCGUUUCUUCGGCUCUUUUACUGGUUUUGUUGAUAUGUGUAUAGAACACGUCCCCUCCCCACAAGAUAAUGGUAAAUCCAAGAUAGAACAUCUUUAUACUGGUCCGUCUGAUUCUGAAUUAGCCGAGGAGAUGUUUAACUGUGAUCCGGAGGCAAGUUUUGAACUUUUUAUUUUCUUUAAAAAAAACUUUCAGGGCCCGCUAAUGAUCCACACCACGAAACUCUACCCCACAAACGAUGCUACGUGUUUUCAUGUGUUUGGACGUGUUAUGAGUGGAACGCUACACGCCAAUCAAGAGGUUAGAAUUUUGGGAGAAAACUACACACUACAAGAUGAAGAAGAUUCACGAUUUGGACAAGUUGGUCGAUUAUGGAUCGCUGAAGCCAGAUAUAAAAUCGAAGUGAAUCGUGUAUCAGCUGGAAACUGGAUAUUAAUCGAAGGAAUCGAUCAACCGAUUGUAAAAACUUCCACCAUUACUGAUGUCUCUACUAAUGAUGAGGUGUACAUUUUCCGUCCAUUGAAGUUUAACACCAGUUCUGUCAUCAAGAUUGCUGUCGAACCAGUUAAUCCGUCAGAAUUACCUAAAAUGUUAGAUGGUUUACGUAAAGUCAACAAGAGUUACCCUCUCCUGACUACCAAGGUAGAAGAAUCAGGUGAACAUAUAGUAUUAGGUACAGGAGAACUCUAUCUCGAUUGUGUCAUGCACGAUUUACGUAAAGUCUAUUCCGAAAUAGAUAUUAAAGUGGCUGACCCUGUGGUAUCAUUCUGUGAAACAGUUGUAGAGACAUCCUCUUUAAAAUGUUUUGCUGAAACUCCCAACAAAAAAAACAAACUAACAAUGAUAGCCGAACCACUCGAGAAAGGACUGGCCGAGGACAUAGAAAAUGAAGUAGUACAGAUCACAUGGCCAAGAAAGAAGUUGGGAGAAUUUUUUCAGACCAAGUACGAUUGGGAUUUGUUGGCUGCCAGAUCUAUUUGGGCGUUUGGACCUGACGCGACGGGACCUAAUAUUUUAGUUGAUGAUACUCUACCAUCAGAAGUUGAUAAAACGUUACUUAGUGCUGUCAAAGAUAGUAUUGUACAAGGUUUUCAGUGGGCCACACGAGAAGGCCCCUUAUGUGAUGAACCUAUCAGAAACGUAAAAUUUAAGAUAUUGGAUGCCAUGAUUGCUGGUGAACCUAUACACAGGGGCGGAGGGCAGAUUAUACCCACCGCUAGACGUGUAGCUUAUUCUGCCUUUCUUAUGGCAACUCCAAGAAUGAUGGAACCAUACUAUUUUGUAGAAGUGAUGGCACCGGCAGAUUGUGUAUCAGCUGUUUAUACGGUACUAGCUAAACGAAGAGGUCAUGUGACACAGGAUGCUCCAGUCCCAGGUUCACCAUUAUAUACGAUUAAAGCUUUCAUCCCAGCCAUUGAUUCGUUUGGUUUCGAAACUGAUCUCCGUACCCAUACACAGGGCCAGGCUUUCUGUCUCUCUGUCUUCCAUCAUUGGCAGAUUGUACCUGGAGAUCCGUUAGAUAAAAGUAUAAUAAUUCGACCACUAGAGGCCCAACCAGCCACGCAUUUAGCUCGUGAAUUUAUGAUCAAAUCCAGACGCAGAAAGGGAUUAAGUGAAGAUGUCAGCAUCAACAAGUUUUUCGAUAAUCCUAUGUUGUUAGAAUUAGCUAGACAAGACGUUUUGUUGAAUUAUCCCAUGUGAAAAACUUUAUCAUAAGAUGGUGGACACAAUUUUAAAUUGGUUGGUUGGUAGAUGACAAGUUAACGUCUGCUUCCAACAAACUCAAAUUUCAAAUAGUGCUGUAAAACUUAUUCUGAAUGGAUUUCAAAUUUUCAUAUUUUCAUUUUGUUAAUUAAAGAGAUUGUAAAGAAGUUUUCUAAAUUUUUUAUGUGUAUCAGGGACACUGAUAGCAUCAAUUUACAUCAUUCUAAUUUUCAAUCAGAUGUCUGUGGUUCUUGUUAAAGAGAUUGUAAAGAAGUUUUCUAAAUUUUUUAUGUGUAUCAGAGACACUGAUAGCUCCAAUUUUCAAUCAGAUGUCUGUGUUUCCUGCAAUUCUACUACAAAUACAGGAACCACAGACAUCUUAGUCUUGUGACAAAUAUGGCCUUUUGGAAAUGUACAAUGAAUUUCGAGUUUCUUUAUUCCGUCAUUCUUUGUGUUUCAUUUCAUUGUGAAAUAAAUAUCUGUAAAUACAGAAUAAACAUUAUUAUUAUAU
Lottia gigantea (owl limpet) is the source of this 3505-nucleotide messenger RNA. RefSeq lists its product as hypothetical. Lineage: Eukaryota; Metazoa; Mollusca; Gastropoda; Lottiidae. Bases 25 to 2991 code for a protein of 988 amino acids. Gene Ontology annotation, molecular function: translation elongation factor activity; GTP binding; GTPase activity. The transcript is spliced from 25 exons. The record is from RefSeq and is a predicted model, not a curated record. Gene Ontology annotation, biological process: mRNA splicing, via spliceosome. Gene Ontology annotation, cellular component: U4/U6 x U5 tri-snRNP complex; U2-type catalytic step 2 spliceosome; cytosol.